Molecule: messenger RNA, 1532 nt
Organism: Populus trichocarpa (black cottonwood)
Lineage: Eukaryota; Viridiplantae; Streptophyta; Magnoliopsida; Malpighiales; Salicaceae
Product: probable serine/threonine-protein kinase PBL23
Exons: 5
Coding region: 162-1301 (379 amino acids)
Biological process (GO): protein phosphorylation
Molecular function (GO): ATP binding; protein kinase activity
Source: RefSeq, a predicted model, not a curated record
AUAGACCAAAAAACACACAUGAUCUCCUGUCUCCUGAAAAGACCAGAAGUGUAUUUUCUUGUGCAUUUAGGCUUGGAUUUUGAGAUCGAUAUCAACAGCUCCCUGUGCCGACUAUCUUUCUAAGAAUUCCUUUCAGGUUUUUAUGCUGGCUGGGAGGCCAGAUGGGUUGGUUUAAAUGCUGCAUGUCAGAGGAAAGAUUAGGGAGAAAGGCAUUGAAAAAAAGCAUCAAGGAAUACCGUGAUGCCGAGACUUUAGCCUCGUAUGCUAACAUUUCAUUCAAGACAGAUAGCAGCAGAAAAAGGUUCAUAACUGAAGAAAUCAAGAAGAUUGGAAAGGGCAAUAUAUCUGCUGAUAUUUUCACAUGCCGAGAGUUAGCUACUGCAACCACGAACUUCAACAAUGAAAACCUGAUAGGCGAAGGCGGUUUUGGGAGGGUAUACAAAGGGCUGAUUGCAAAAACGAACCAAGUUGUCGCUGUUAAGCAACUAGACAGGAAUGGAUUUCAAGGAAACAGAGAAUUUCUUGUAGAGGUUUUGAUGUUAAGUCUUCUUCACCACCCUAACCUUGUCAACAUGGUUGGAUAUUGUGCUGAUGGUGACCAGAGGAUUUUAGUAUAUGAGUUCAUGGUUAACGGCUCCCUUGAGGAUCACCUUCUUGAUUUAACCCCAGAUAAAAAUCCAUUGGAUUGGAAUACUAGGAUUAAAAUAGCAGAAGGGGCUGCAAGAGGCCUUGAAUACUUGCAUGAAUCAGCAGAUCCUCCAGUAAUAUACCGUGACUUCAAAGCAUCAAACGUGUUAUUAGACGAGAAUUUCAACCCAAAGCUCUCAGAUUUCGGGCUGGCAAAGCUUGGACCGACCGGGGACAAGACACAUGUAUCCACCAGGGUGAUGGGAACUUAUGGCUACUGUGCACCUGAAUAUGCAUUGACAGGACAGUUGACAGCGAAAUCCGAUGUUUACAGCUUUGGAGUCGUGUUUUUGGAGAUGAUCACUGGAAGACGAGUCAUCGACAGUUCAAGACCAGCCGGAGAAAAGAAUUUAGUUUCCUGGGCAACACCAUUAUUUAAAGAUAAAAAAAAGCUUGCAUUAAUUGCAGACCCUUUGCUCAAAGGAAACUAUCCCUUAAGAGGUCUGUAUCAAGCACUUGCGGUUGCAAACAUGUGUCUCCAAGAGGAAGCUCUUACAAGGCCCUUAAUGGCUGAUGUUGUAACAGCACUUAAAUUUUUAGCAGUAAAUGAUGCUCCUGAAGAGACGGCAGUGGACGAUGACCAUAUCAAGACACCUUCUCCUGAUAGUGAUUGAGAUCAAAAUGGUUUCAUGGGUCUAUCAAGCACUCCUUUUACCAUUACUCAAAUUUCAUUUUCCAUUUAAUUACUUUUAUUUCUUCCACCCCUUAGUUUUGGUUUCCUGCCAAAUUUUGUUGCUUUUGUAGUUUUCUAAAUUUUGUCAGGUGUUUUUCGUUUUCUCCGGUUAUCAAACCCAGUUCAAGGUUUAACUCAGUACAAAGCCCGAGUUGUGGGCUGAUUGUUUCAA